UAACUUUGAAAAAGGUAAUCUGUUGGUGGCAUUAAAGAAGACACUGAAGAACAUCACCUAAGAGAUUAUUUUGAACAGUAUGGAAAAAUUAAAGUGAUUGAAAUCAUGACUAAUCGAGGCAGUGGCAAGAAAAGGGGUUUUGCCUUUGUAACCUUUGACAAUCAUGACUCCAUGCAUAAGACUGUCAUUCAGAAAUACCAUAUUGUGAAUGGCCACAACUCUGAAGUUAGGAAAGCUGUGUCAAAGCAAGAGAAGGCUAGUGCUUCAUCCAGCCAAAGAGGUCGAAGUGGUUCUGGAAACUUUGGUCAUGGUCAUGGAGGUGGUUUCAGUGGCAAUGACAACUUUGGCCAUGGAGGAAACUUCAGUGGUCAUGGUGGCUUUGGUGGUAGCCAUAGCGGUGGUCAUCACAGUGGCAGUGGGAAUGGGUAUAAUGGAUUUGGUAAUGAUGGAAGCAAUUUUGGAGGUGGUGGAAGCUACAAUGAUUUUGGCAAUUACAACAAUCAGUCUUCAAAUUUUGGACCCAUGAAGGGGGGAAACCUUGGAGGCAGAAGCUCCGGCCCUUAUGGUAGUGGAAGUCAAUACUUUGCCAAACCAUGAAACCAAGGUGGCUAUGGUGGUUCCAAUAGUAGCAGUGGCUAUGGCAGUGGCAGAAGAUUUUAAUUAGGAAACAAAGCUUAGCAGGAGAGGAGAGCCAGAGAAGUGAUAGGGAAGCUACAGGUUAUAGCAGAUUUGUGAACUCAGCCAAGCACAGUGGUGGCAGGGCCUAGCUGCUACAAAGAAGACAUGUUUUAGACAAAUAUUCAUGUGUAUGGGCAAAAUACUUGACGACUGUACUUGUGACUAAUUGUAUAACAGGUUAUUUUAGUUUCUGUUCUGUGGAAAGUGUAAAGCAUUCCAACA
Callithrix jacchus (white-tufted-ear marmoset) is the source of this 900-nucleotide messenger RNA. NCBI's taxonomy places the organism in Eukaryota, Metazoa, Chordata, Mammalia, Primates, Cebidae. The record is from RefSeq and is a predicted model, not a curated record.